UCCAACGCGCUUUUUUAAUCAGCAAAUUCCUCGUGAUCCUCUUUCGUUUUUACACUCUUCUUCUUCAUCUCUCUCAUGGCUUCGGAGCAGUACGGUGCCGUUUUUGAGGAAUCUCAGGACGACGACGAGGAACCCUCCUCCUCCGGAAACGACGGCGUCCUCAACGGCAACGAAGAAGAGGACGAAGAGUUGUUAGAGGAAGAAGAGGAUUUUAAUUCUUCCUCCUUACUACCUCAGCCGAUUGCCGCCAUCGUUUCCUCUGCAUCAAUCCACGCCGUUCCACUUGCCGUGCCUACCUCUACCGUCGUAACCGUCGCUGCCGUCCCAGUCGUCGAAUCGACUCCCGAUUUCAAACGACAACGGAUUGAUUCCGUCGUCUUCGAGAAAAAACCUACUCCGCCGCAACCUUUCGAUGAAUCGCGACGGUUGUUUCAACGUUUAUGGACUGAUGAAGAUGAGAUCGAGCUUCUCCAAGGGUUUCUGGAUUAUACAACUUCGAAGACUAACCCGAAUUCUUCUCACCAUCAUCAUCACGAUACUGCAUUGUUUUACGACCUAAUCAAAUCAAAGCUUCAGCUGGAUUUCAACAAGAAUCAAUUAGUGGAGAAGCUUAGAAGAUUGAAGAAGAAAUAUAGGAACGCGAUGAAUAAGAUUAAUUCAGGUAAAGAGUUUUCCUUCAAAAGCCCUCAUGAUCAAGCUACUUUUGAGAUUUCUAGGAAGAUCUGGAGUAAUAGUGUUGGCAAAGUAGAAGAUAACGUUUUAGAUUAUGAUGAAAAUAAUACUAAUAAUAGUGUUACUAACAUCAAUUUACUUGAUGAAAGUGGAGAGAAAAAGAAUUUCACUCCAAAAUCCCCAGCCACCAAAAAAAGGUCAAGAAAUAAAGGAGGGAAAAUGGAGGAGGGGGGUGUUUUAAACGAUGGGUUUCUGAUUUCUAACAAUAAGUUUAAUAACAAGAGUGAUCAUGAUCACAUUAAUGUCGAGGGAUUUGGUGGUGGCACUGGUGUUGUUGGUGGCGGUGGUAGUGGUGGUGGAGGGGGAGGAGAAAGAGGAAAAGUGGCGACGGUAAUAGAGGAGACGGUGAAGAGUUGUUUAACACCCAUGUUUAAGGAGUUGUUGGGUAGUUUAAUGGGGGGAGUAGGAGGAAGUGGAGGAAGAGGGAUUAGUGGAUUGGCCAUGAAUGCUAUGCCAUUGAAUUUUGGCAAUUUCGGGGCCGUUGGUGUGGGAAAUGGGGAGUUAAUUGAUGAGAGGUGGAGAAAGCAGCGAGUAUUGGAGUUGGAAGUUUAUUCUAAGAGGUUGGAGUUGGUGCAGGAACAGAUUAAGGCAGCCUUAGAGGAGCUUCGGUCCAUGGGAGGGUGAUUUCUGAAUACUGGUACUUACGAGUUAUUUCCAUGAAAGAUUUCUUGGUCAUUGAUGGAUAGCUGAUAGUGUAGCGAGGGUAACUGGUUUUCUUAUUUCGUUUUUGUUUAUUUGAUAGAAAUGAUCAAUGAUUGGAAUAAUAAUUUAUAAUCAUUUAGUCUUUGAAUCAAUAGUUUGUUCUAGUUAUUCU
Messenger RNA from Hibiscus syriacus, 1546 nucleotides. RefSeq names its product probable transcription factor At3g04930. The record is from RefSeq and is a predicted model, not a curated record. The transcript has a single exon. Gene Ontology annotation, biological process: regulation of DNA-templated transcription. NCBI's taxonomy places the organism in Eukaryota, Viridiplantae, Streptophyta, Magnoliopsida, Malvales, Malvaceae. Bases 76 to 1356 code for a protein of 426 amino acids. Gene Ontology annotation, cellular component: nucleus.